AUGGAUGUGGAGAUGACAGACGCAAACCCCAGCCGGCCAUCUGAGACCAUUAUUUCGGACAGAGACUUGGUCAAGAUCGUACGAUCUCUUGAUCAAACGGGUCCAGGAGCCAAUGGCGAAAAUCUUGAACGAUUAUGGAAGCAGCUCACUUCUGCUAGUCAGAGCCCGUUCUCUGCGGCCGAAGAGAGCGUUCUCAGAUGGCUCCUCAAGGUUAUGAAAGCGAACAAUGACGAGGCCGAGACGAUCCGACGAUUCCCCCUGACAUGGCGCAUACUCGGCUGCGCUUUCCAGAGAAUACCCCUAUUCUCUCUUGCUAAAUCGCUUGCCGACCGAAAGUUUAUGGCCGUUCUGCAGCAAACCCUUAAGGGUGUUGCAAAACCCAGCACCGAAGCCGAAACGCCAGCUUCCAAGUCGAAGAAGAGGAAGAGGACAAGUACCGCGACGUUUGAGUUGCAGACACUCAAAUCGUUCGAAGGCUGCUUGGGAACUGGCGAGGCUAUAUUCGGCGUGUUGAAAAUCCUCCUGGCACGUCUCGACUCUGAGUCUCAGUGGUCUGCCCACGACAGAAUGGGAGCGGAACAUAUCAAGGCUCUCUUUGCACAACCAGCCACUGAAGCGGUAGAAUAUCUUUCGCCUCUGCUUUUGCUUUGCGACUAUUCCCUGGCCGCAGCAGACACCGAACUGUUCGAUUCGCAGGAGUCCUGGGUGAGGGUGUUCUCUUCUUCUUGGGAACUGCAUCUUCAGGGGAGCGUCGACGCAUUGGAAGUUGCGACACAUUUUUCGCGGACGUGCAUUUCCAUACUCGGAAAGAUAAGGCAGCGGCCGGACUUUGACGACCAAGUGGCCAGGCUCUGGACCCGAGACCUGGAUAGGUUUCUGCAGCGCAACCUAGUUCUGCCGGCUAGGUCGGCGUACCUUAACAGAAACGAUCUUGAGGUUGUCUUCCGUGCUUUAGAAAUGGUCAAGAGCAAUGCCUCCGUUUCUGUGCCGAUCCUUUACAGUCUGGUGUCAUCUGCACCAAAAGUUGUCGGCGGACUUACUACAACCAAAGCCGAGGAGGCCUGGAUGCAAGAAGUCUUCAAAUUGUCUGAGCGUACAAUUAAACGAUUGCCCAGAGACGAAAAGUCGCAGGCGAUGGCCGCCAUGCUCGAGGAGGCGAUUACGAACAAGUCUUGCAUUGCCCUGGACGAUCUUCGUUUGGUCUCCAACUACGCGAUUGUUGAGAGCCCCAGUGAAACUGAUUGGCGCCUCCUUUCUUUGAUUGCCAAGUGCGACGCAGAUGUCUUCCUGCAGUCCGAAGAGAGUGCACAGCUAUUCGACCAAGUGUGCGACAGAAUUACUGACGCUGGGGCGAAGGCCGACGAGGCAACUAUGCAUGAGCUUAUCGAGUCGUUAAUCGCUGGCUUUGAAAACGCUCGUGACCUGUCGACCUUCUUGCAGAAAUGGUUCUCCCAGCUGUCAAAAUUCGAGGACAAGGCGCUGCGCUCUGGGGACCGGCCUGUCUGGUUCACCCGGGUGCAUCGCCAUCCGACGCUUAUAGGCGGUAUCGAGAAGUCUUUGACAACCAAACAAAUCGUUGGCUUGCUGCAGUGGGUCGAUGGCCAGGAGAUCCUUCGGCCGGCGGCAGUCUUCAUCUUCCUCGAUACCAUCGCAUCUGCGAUCACUAGAGACGAUUUCGCCGACGCUGCCGGUAACCAACUGUCGGAUCUGACACUGAAAGUCUGGUCUUCUAGCAAGACUCCGUCUGACAUUCGCUCUUUACGAUGGAGAAUCAUUUCCAAGACGGCAUCGUGGCUAGAAUACGAACGAGCCACCGCUCUAUGGGACAAGGUUCAAACUGACCUGACUAAAGCACUGCAAAAAGCCAAGUUCGAUGAUGAAGACACUUGUGAGGCUCUGGGUUGCGCAUACCACUUCUGGUUGUCGAUGUAUCCGGAUGGCCGCGAUCAAGCCGAGCUUGCUUCACUACUAACGUCUUUUAUUGAAAGACUGUUGAAGAAAGUCAAGCUGGAAGACCUUCAGGGGCUGUUUGCUUCUCAAGACUUUUCGAGUGCAAGCACAUUCGAUAUCCCCAAAUUCUGCUCAGAGUUCCCCCUGGCCGCGUCAAAGCUCGUGCUUUUGCUCGCCAAGUCUUCCGGCACUCUGCCUGACUAUCUACAGCGCAUCUUCAGUACAACGAAGGAUAGCGAUACGCAACUGGAAAACGUCCUUCAUGCUGUUUUGUCAAAUGAGAACAAUCUCAGCAACAGAAAGCUCGUCGGUAGUGUCGUUGAUUACACCAUUGAAAUGAUUUCGCAAGUCCCGAGCGAGUCUUUUCCUUGGGCCGAGAAGAGGAGCCGGGUUGCGAUGGUUGAGCUUUCAAGAGUACCUGAUGAAUCAUUUACUAGGCAGCAGAGAGAGCGAAUCAUGGAAACCAUGAUUCCCAAGCUACAAGCGGCAGGCAGGGUUGAUCUUCAAGACUGGCAUCUGGUUCUGGGACUGCUGGUAAAGCUCAUGCGAAGACCUACCUUUUACCAGAACAUGUCAUUCUCCGAUCUACAGAACAUUGCGCACUCGCUAGCGCCGCUCUGUGACGAAAGCGACUCUCGGACGGCUCUCGGUUUAUCCCAGCUUUUAUACCAGCUGGCAAUAACGACUGUACGUCAAAUGAACGAUCAUCAGGAGUGGCGCACGGAGUAUUUCGUAAAGGUUUCAGCCCUUCUUAAAGACCUUGCCGGCGAUGCCUCUUCUGUACAGAUGACUCUGCUCAAGGCACUACUUGCCAUUGUGCUCCCUGACGUUAGCUCCAAGGAGAAGACUGCCGUGUUCGACAUUGACGCGACGGCGUCGGCCUUGGGAAGCAUUGUCCAAGAUACCUUGAGCAACUUCGCCAAGGCGUGGCGAAAACAAAAUAUCACCAAUGCCUUGGUCAACCGAGUGCUGAUAGCACUGGACGCAGCUGAGGCUCUGCCAGAAGCCGUCGUUGAACAGCUGAAAGUCAAGGUUACCCAGCUCGAGGAGGCGAGUCAACAGGCCAUCUCCAACGGAUCCUUCAGUGGCUGGAAGUUGCAGUCGUUUCUCAUCAAGCGAUUCCCAUCCAAGGUAGCCAACACCCGUCAGACUUCGUUCGGACAGCUUUUCAGCACUACCUUGCCUGCGCCGAUGCCCAGCUGUCCAGUUCCUGACCCGCUUUCUGAUUUCAAUCGGCAAACUGUACUUGAGGAUACCGUUGAUGCGGCUACCGCUGAUCUCGACUACAAUGGCAAGGUUCAGUACGUUCAGAACCUCCUCGCAGGCGUUCAAGCAGAGGUAGCCCCUCAGGCCGGCUGUUCUUCCGAGGGUCAGCUUCUGGCUAUCCGCCGCGUAGUCAGCCACUUGGCAGAAGCUCCCGCAGGGCGCGAGAAGACCAAAACCUUUGAUCUGUCCACGGCCCAUGGCAUGCUGGUCAGACACCUGACCCAAACGAAGACUGUGCGCGAGUUCAUCAGGACCGCCGAGGUUCUCCAGGAGCUCCUUGAUGUCAAAGCCAACGCCAUGACCCAGUGGAACAUCGAGACGACCCUAAGCACAGCUGCUGUGAUCGUCGCUGACGAUCCUGGCCAUCUCCUGGAGGCGUCCCCAAGUGUGUACCAGUGGCUCUGCAAGCUAGUGGAGGUGGUCAUCAAGAAGCACCGCCUCCGCCUCGAAGGCCACUACCACAUCCUCGUUACCACCCUCGAGGCCCUUCUCAGCGCCCUUGCUCGCCCCUCGCCGCAGCACAGUACUCCCACGCCCGCUCGCGCGAAGCACGCCGCGCAUUUCACGCGCCUUGUCACGCUCAUCUGCGAGCCUGCCGCGGCAGCCGUCUCGCGUGUGCAACAUCUGAGUGCUCUCGACUCGGCGACCGAUGCGGCGAAGCGCUCCGCGGGUCGGCACAUGUAUCUCGUACUCAUGGCGUAUGUCAAGAUGCAGCUGGACGUUGACAUCCCGCGUGACGUGCGUGAAGCGUUGGAGCCAGGCAUGAACUCUGUCUUCGACAUCACGCCGCUUGAGGUGAGGAAGAUUCUAAAUGACAGUAUGGACGUUAGUGGAAGGGCGAUUUUGAGGGAGAUGUACAAGAGAUACACCAAGUUUGGCAAGUGGAGCGGUGUAUAA
Molecule: messenger RNA, 4113 nt
Organism: Colletotrichum graminicola M1.001
Lineage: Eukaryota; Fungi; Ascomycota; Sordariomycetes; Glomerellales; Glomerellaceae
Product: Urb2/Npa2 family protein
Exons: 3
Coding region: 1-4113 (1370 amino acids)
Biological process (GO): ribosome biogenesis
Cellular component (GO): nucleolus
Source: RefSeq, a predicted model, not a curated record